UAUGGAGUAUUUUAACUAUUUUAAUUUUAGACACUUAUUAAUCAAUAUACCAAGAAGAAAUGGUGGUAUUAAGACUAAAAAAGAAAAAUCAAUUAAAGUAAAAAAUUACAAAGUGAAAUAAAUUCAAGAAGACUUAUUUGAGAAAUAUAAUUCUUUAAAAUAAGACAUUUUAAAUAUCAAUAUAGAAUCAAAUUUUAUAAAUAAAUAAGUAGAAUAGGUAUUAUUUUGUAAUGCUAUUAGUUUUAAAACACUUAAUCCACGCUGCUUGAAUCCUAUCACUCUUUAUUUAUGGAAUUUAGUGUUAUAAAAAAUAAGCGCCAAACUUAUAAUGAUUUAAUGUGUUAAUUGCUAUUUAAAUUAACAAACACUUCUCCUAAUGAUUAAUUACAAAGUAUUAUAAUCAAAUUAAUAUUUUAGAUAUGGUUUAAAAAUUCAAUAAUACAAAUUAAAAUACAAUGAGCAAUGGAGCUGGUAGCUCUGAUAAUAAUAAUGAAUAGAAUGGAGGAUCUAGUAAAGAUGGUAAUUUAAAUAUUUUUAUAUUCUAGAUACAAAUUAGAGUAAUGCAAGUAACCAAUAAUUAGAAGAAGAAAGAAUAAAGGCUGUAUGA
Molecule: messenger RNA, 607 nt
Organism: Paramecium pentaurelia
Lineage: Eukaryota; Ciliophora; Oligohymenophorea; Peniculida; Parameciidae
Source: the annotation of a GenBank genome assembly